Westerdykella ornata is the source of this 562-nucleotide messenger RNA. RefSeq lists its product as uncharacterized. The record is from RefSeq and is a predicted model, not a curated record. The transcript has 3 exons. Bases 47 to 433 code for a protein of 128 amino acids. NCBI's taxonomy places the organism in Eukaryota, Fungi, Ascomycota, Dothideomycetes, Pleosporales, Sporormiaceae.
UUAAACAUAGGCGCAUCUCCAGAGGACCACCACCGUACAGUUCGAUAUGUUGUUGAAACGCAUUUUCUUUCCGCUCGCUAUGCUUAUUGCUACAACCUCGGCCGUUGACGAAGAGAUUCCUUCGGAGAAGGAACUGCCUGCGGAAGGUUUCGUUAUUGGAGGCCCAAAAUCCGGCGUCGGGCAAUCGGCUGGCCAGCCUGUAGCAGAAAAAGCUACGAACAAAGCAGAUUCGGUCGAGACAUUUGAAAACCAUGAUUUUGCCGAGGCUCUGAAAGAUCCGUACGGCGUUUUGUUCGGGCAGGAAGCCAAAAAGACUGUUUGGGAGAACUGCGGGGACUCGAAUUCCACUGCCAUAUCCAAUUCCACCGCCAUAUCUGGCACGAACAGUUCAGCUUUUUUGAAAACUUUGUGUCACCGUCCGGCUAGCGCAUAGUGGAGCAUUUGCUGCUGGGUUGGGAUCUAGUGGGUUGACUGGUUGAGGGCGGCCUUGACGCAAGGAAAGAGGGAUGUAGUUUUGUCUGAUCUUCACAGUGUAAUUCAAGCGAGAAGUUGUAGAAUGGAC